Messenger RNA from Adineta steineri, 204 nucleotides. Lineage: Eukaryota; Metazoa; Rotifera; Eurotatoria; Adinetida; Adinetidae. The record is from the annotation of a GenBank genome assembly.
AUGAGUGCAGAAAAACAUGAUUGGUCAAGUCUUGUUGGUAAAGAUGGUAACGAAGCUGUGGAGAUAAUUAAAAAAGAGACGGGUUUCUCAAGUGUAGACAUUAUACCACCUGAUACGAUGUGCACCAAGGAUUAUCGAACAAAUCGGGUUAGAGUUUAUGUCGAUAAACAAGGCAAAGUAACAAGUACUCCUAAUAUUGGUUAA